AUGGGGAUGCAUAGCGAUGGAAUAUUGGGUGGACGGAAGUAUGUCCCGCCGAAGAUGUCGGACAUCAUCCGCGGCGACUGGCAAGAAGCGAGAGGUGACAGGACUAUCCGCAUCCAGGAGGUUGAUGACUGUCUUGAGCUGGAAGAACAGCCUGCCAGUGGACCUGCGAUGGUGCUUUCGAGGAAUCACUCGACUGCAGAGGUGCUGAUUUCAUGGACAGCCUAUGCACGCGGGCGAAGCGGAGCCCGAGGUGAAGCUGUUUACGACCUUGCAUUAGAAGGUGAGAAUCGAGUCACCUUGAGGCGAGGAGACGGCGAGGCUGUGCAGUUCGUACGGCUCAAGGAGGGGCAGCGCCUUUUCUCGCCAUCACGGUCUGGAAGGCGUGCACGGGCACGGCAGUGUGUGCGGCCCUCCUCAAGCUCGGAUUCCAGACGGCACAAAGGCGAUGAGAAGGAGCAUCAAAGACUGGUGCAAAAGGUCAAGUCUCUUCAAAGCAGUGCCAAAGAACUGAACGAGAGAUGGCAAAGCUACUGUGAGCAGCAUGGUCGCGGAAUUUUCGACCCCAACAGACACGAUGUCCACACCCUGCAGGGGUACUUGGACUUCAUCUCCAAAGAUGCAGAGCGCUCGAGAUCUCGCGACGGACUCGCAGGCAGUCGCCGACACAGGGGGCGAGAUGCAGCGAGGCACCGCCGCCGAACCAGUCACAGGGCUCGAAGACGUGGUCGUCGAAGGAAACGAAGGACAGGGCGGCGAGACAAGGCCGGCGGCUCGGGACCUUCAACAGAUCGUUCCAGCGGCUUCCGGUCCUCGUCCAGCUCGUCUUCAGGUCGCCAGGUAGAUGCUCAACCGGAAAGGGGCGAGAGCGAGUUUCCAGAAGCCGCAGCAGAAAACCUUGAGAUUCGCGUUGCCCGCAUGGCGAAAGAGUCUGCUGAGGCGGACAAAGCAGAAGCUGAACGGGCUCUCGCCGAGGAACGGUUGGCGCUGGAAACAAACUUGCAGUACCGCGUGGCUGUCGAGCGUGACCGGCAAGCUCAGCAUGCUGCAGAUGUGGCAGCCGCUGCGGAGGCUGAGGCUCGAGCAGAGGAGGAAGCGCGUCUUAAGGAGGCGGUGCGUUCGGCCCGCGAGGCGCGAGAAGCUAAGGUGCUGGCCGCGCAAAAAGAUGCCGAAGAAGCAGUGGAAGAAGCUGUGCAGCAUUUCGAGAAAGUGGUCCAGGAGGAGGUGCGCUCCAAACUGGCCCCUUUCGAAAGUCGCCUUGCCGAUGCGACUGAGGCGGCAUCAAAGGCCGCCACAACUUACGCUGACCUGGUCCAGGUGCCGGCCUCGAAGAAACGCAGCAGGUCUUCGGACGUAGACCAGAACAGGGUGCCCAGGCUAGCCGCCAAAGCAGCUGCUGCAGCCUUCAGCUCAAAGCAGGCAGAAGCCAAGCGCGAUGCAUCUCAAGGAGGCAAACGGCAGAAGAAGAGAAGAUGUGUUGCAUCCGCCACUGGCUCCAGUGACGGCUAG
Molecule: messenger RNA, 1506 nt
Organism: Symbiodinium sp. CCMP2456
Lineage: Eukaryota; Dinophyceae; Suessiales; Symbiodiniaceae
Source: the annotation of a GenBank genome assembly